AUCUUAGUGUUUGCAAUGGUCAUUGGCGUUUAUAUCUACACAAUCUGUCUGAAGGGGAUAAGCACCCACACCAAGACUAAAUUUCGGAACCUUCAAGUUAUUGAAAGGCCUUGCCAUGAUAAUGACAUUGAGCUAUCCGAAAUUCAUUACACUCAUUUCCCAAAACCUGAAACUUAUAGCAGGGCCAAGUGUGAGCAUAAUCCUGUACAAUUCUUUGCCAUCUUGUCAAUGCAGAGGUCGAGAUGUAGGUGGUUUGAGACCCUAUUAAAUAGUCAUGUUAAUGUAAGCUCCAAUGGGGAGAUAUUCUCUGUUAAGGAUAGGAGGAAAAAUAUUUCUUCCAUUGUACAAAAUCUGGAUAGAGUAUACAAUUUGGAUUGGUUAAGUAAUGCUUCCAAGAAUCAAUGCACUACAGAAGUGGGCUUCAAGUGGAUGCUUAAUCAGGUAUUAAUGUGUUUGAAUUUGUGUUGA
This is a messenger RNA of Carya illinoinensis, 468 nucleotides long. RefSeq lists its product as uncharacterized. Bases 16 to 468 code for a protein of 150 amino acids. The record is from RefSeq and is a predicted model, not a curated record. The transcript is spliced from 3 exons. NCBI's taxonomy places the organism in Eukaryota, Viridiplantae, Streptophyta, Magnoliopsida, Fagales, Juglandaceae.